This is a messenger RNA of Rhizophagus irregularis DAOM 181602=DAOM 197198, 1304 nucleotides long. The record is from RefSeq and is a predicted model, not a curated record. Lineage: Eukaryota; Fungi; Glomeromycota; Glomeromycetes; Glomerales; Glomeraceae.
CUUACUGCUGUAAUUGUUAUGAUAGAGAAAUUGAUAUUAUUGAAAAAAAACGUAUGGAAUUUGGAAAAUGUAAAGAAUGUCUUAAGAUACAUGAGGAUUUGGAUGGUUGUUUAUCCUGCAAUCCUAAACAUUUUCAAAGAGAUUUUGAUAAGUGGACCAGUAGAAAUGAGGUUAUUGAUAAGUUGAUACAAGAUAAUCAACUUUCGGUUAGAAGAUACGGAUUAUUAGAAUGGAUUCCAUAUGAUAAAUUUAUAAAUAUUAAUUACAUUGCUGAAGGAGGGUUUGCAAAAGUAUAUUCAGCUUUAUGGAUAGAUGGACAAAUUAGAAAGUGGAGUCAAUUAUCUAAUAGUUGGAGAAGAAAUGGAUCAACAACAAUCGCUUUAAAAGUAUUGAAUAAUUCAGAAAAUAUAAGUGAAGAUUAUCUAAAUGAGAUAAGAUUUCUUAACGAAGUUAGUGGUUAUAUGUGUAUAAUUAAAUGUUUUGGAAUUUCUCAAGAUCCUAUUUCUAACAAUUAUGCAUUAGUAUUACAAUAUAUGGAAAAUGGCGAUUUACGAAAAUAUCUUGAACGAACUGCUAAUAUAAUUAAAUGGGAUCAAAGAUUAAAUAAGAUAUAUGAUAUUUGUCUUGCACUUAAUAAUAUUCAUGUUCACAAGUUAAUUCAUAAAGAUCUUCAUCCGGGAAAUAUUUUUAUCGAUCCUACAUUUGCAUAUAUUGGAGAUUUUGGAUUAUGUAUGCCAGCAAAUGAAAUUUUAUCAAAUUUUAUCAAAAAAAAUAUUUAUGGAGUAAUACCAUAUAUGGCACCUGAAAUAUUACGUGGGAAACCACAUACAUUAGCAUCUGAUGUAUAUUCAUUAGGUGUGAUCAUAAAUGAAAUAAUUACAGUAAUUCCUCCAUUCAAUAAUCAACCACAUGAUCAUUUUCUCGCACUGGAUAUUUGUCGAGGUUUACGCCCAAAUAUUAGAGAAGAAACUCCAACUUCUUUAAAAGAAUUAAUUAAAAAAUGUUGGGAUGCAAAUCCAGAAAACCGACCAGCUUCCAAAGAAAUGUUAUACGUAUUAUCAAAUAAACUUAGCGAAUAUAAAAAUAUGCCACUAAAAUUAUCAUAUAAUCUUAAUGAAUCAAAUGAACUACAAUCACAUCCUUUAGCUACUUAUAUGAGUCGGCCUCUCAAUUUUCAAAAUCUACCAGAACCUAUUAAUUGCACAGAUCAACAAGAAUUUAUUUCAUCGAGAUAUACUAAGAGAAUACGAACAGGUAAAAUUGUUUUAUUAUAUAUUACUCUUAUCCGAUUAUUAGUAAAAUAA